AUGCAACAGAUCUUCAAGUUGUAUCACGCCAGCCGGCUAGCCCAGGCUGAAUUUCCUGAUAAAGCCCUUCAAUACUGUGACACCAUCACCAGGGCAGUCAUCUCCUUCCCCAGCAGCAUCAAAAGGAGCUUUAUUGAACGGCUCAUUUUGCUGUCUAACAAUGUGCGAAAAGGGGAAGGAGAAGAACCCAUGUGGCUGCUAGAGCUUUGCCAGCUGCACAGAGUCAAAGUUGCUGAUGCAAAUGCUAAUGCUGACCGAGAGCAGAACUCAACAUCUACCUGCUCUGAAGUGGAGAUUAAGUUUCAGAACUCAGAAAGUGGCUCUAUGAGUGACGAGACCCCCGCUCUCCAGUCUCCAGAUCUGGAGCUGCAAACUGACACAGAGGUUGUGUUUGAUUCGCGGUACACCAUGGGAGAGCUGCUGGGGAAAGGAGGCUUCGGGUCUGUCUAUGCAGGCAUCCGUAAGGAAGAUGGGAAAGAGGUUGCUAUUAAAUAUGUGGACAAGGAUCACUUCAGCAGGCAUGUGAUCAUUCCCGGAGAGACGUGCGAGCUGCCUGUGGAGGUGGCGCUAAUGAAGAUCGUGUCCAUGCCACCUCGCUGUAGCAACGUGGUGGAGCUGCUGGAGUGGUUUGACAUGUUCGAUUGCAUCAUCUUGGUCCUGGAACGACCCAGCCCCUGUAUGGACCUCAGAGAAUUCUGUAAACUUCAGAAUGGUCGUCUGUCUGAAGCACACACUCGAGACAUCAUGCUGCAGGUGGUUCGGGCGGCUCGGCACUGCUGUGACCGUGGAGUGUUACAUCGUGACAUCAAGGCCCAGAAUCUACUAAUCAAUACCGAAACACUGCAAGUCAAACUGAUAGAUUUUGGCUGUGGUGACUUGCUGAAGGACAGCCCGUACAGAAUGUAUGCAGGCACUCUUGCUUUCUGUCCUCCCGAAUGGGUGAUGUUCAAAAGGUAUGAGGGCAUUCCUGCUACCAUCUGGGGUCUGGGUGUACUCUUGUACAAUUUGGUCUGUGGAGACUACCCCUUUAAAUCUGAGAACGACCUUGAAGUUGGGCACCUGAAAUUAUGUCCUGGUGUGUCUCGAGAUUUCCUCGAUCUGAUGAUGUGGUGCCUGGAGCUCAAGCCUGAUUUGCGCCCAUCUUUCGAGGACGUCACCAGGCAUGAGUGGUUCACGGACAGAGUUCAGGACAAAGUCCAGAUCCCUCUUGGAACCAAAGAUGUGCUCAAGCAGGGAACAUGCAAGAACAUAUGGAAGAAUGGAGGUUUCCGUUUGGGAGCAGAGAUGAAGGAGGAACAGUGGAUGAGCUGA
Pangasianodon hypophthalmus (striped catfish) is the source of this 1311-nucleotide messenger RNA. Its product is annotated as serine/threonine-protein kinase pim-1. Lineage: Eukaryota; Metazoa; Chordata; Actinopteri; Siluriformes; Pangasiidae. Gene Ontology annotation, biological process: negative regulation of apoptotic process; regulation of mitotic cell cycle; protein autophosphorylation. The transcript is spliced from 10 exons. Gene Ontology annotation, cellular component: cytoplasm. Bases 1 to 1311 code for a protein of 436 amino acids. The record is from RefSeq and is a predicted model, not a curated record. Gene Ontology annotation, molecular function: protein serine/threonine kinase activity; ATP binding.